Messenger RNA from Dicentrarchus labrax (European seabass), 2361 nucleotides. It is a transcript of the gene kcnk4b, whose product is annotated as potassium channel subfamily K member 4. Gene Ontology annotation, cellular component: membrane. Gene Ontology annotation, biological process: potassium ion transmembrane transport; stabilization of membrane potential. Lineage: Eukaryota; Metazoa; Chordata; Actinopteri; Moronidae. Gene Ontology annotation, molecular function: potassium ion leak channel activity. The record is from RefSeq and is a predicted model, not a curated record. The transcript is spliced from 8 exons. Bases 356 to 1753 code for a protein of 465 amino acids.
CUCUCCUGUGUGCUCAGCAACAGCCUCCCUCCUCACCCCACACUCAGACACACACACUCAUGCUCUCACACACCUCCCUGUAUGCAGCUGCCUGAACUCGUGAAACACUCUGCAUGAGGCGACUGGUACACUGGGUUCUUAUGAUCCUUCAUUUUGAGUGUCCCCUCCUUCAGAGUGUGAGGUGGACGGGCUCCCCAGUAGUUACGGAUCCAGGGACGCCAUCCUCAGGUCUGGGUCGAGGAAGGACUGGAAAAGACGAAGGCGUGGGCAACUAACGCGGAUCAGCAGCUGCAGCAGCACUGAGGCUGGCAGAGGGAAACAGCAGCCUGCGCUUGGACUGAGUGGAGGUGCAGCCAUGCGCUGCUCCACCCUGCUCUGCAUCCUCACGGGGGUGCUUCUCUACUUGGUGCUGGGAGCUGUGGUGUUCCGCGCCUUGGAAGUUCCACGAGAGGAGGGCAAGCACAUGCACCUGCAGGACACACGCCGGGACUUCUUGUUGAACUUCACCUGCGUCAGCCCAGAAAACCUACAGGUCCUUAUAGAGGAACUGGUGGAGGCCGUCGGUGAAGGUGUGGAUCCCAGCAGCAACAUCACCUUUGUCAGCCAGUGGGAUCUAGCCAGUGCCUUUUUUUUCUCAGGGACAAUCAUCACAACCAUCGGUUUUGGAAACAUCUCCCCCAAGACAGAGGGAGGGAAGUUGUUCUGCAUCUUCUAUGCCCUGGUGGGAAUCCCGAUGUUUGGUAUCCUUCUCGCUGGAGUCGGAGACCAUCUGGGUACUGGGCUGAGGAAAGCUGUUGCCAAAAUAGAGACUCUCUUCCGGAAAUGGCGAGUUAGUCCAACCAUUGUGCGAGUGAUCUCAGCCGUCCUGUCCAUCCUGCUGGGUUGCCUCCUGUUUGUCGCAGUGCCUAUCCUGGUUUUCCAAGAGGUGGAGAAGUGGACUCUUCUGGAGUCGGCCUACUUUGUAGUUAUCACCCUGACGACAGUGGGGUUUGGAGACUAUGUUGCAGGGGAUUCUGGAAAUGAGGGGAGUGACCACUGGUACAAGCCUCUGGUGUGGUUCUGGAUCUUGCUCGGUCUUGCCUACUUUGCAUCUAUCCUGACAAUGAUUGGUAACUGGCUUCGGGUUCUAUCUAAGAAGACCAGAGCUGAGAUGGAGGAACUUCGAGCCCAUGCCACUGACUGGACUCAAAACAUCCAGAAUAUGUCAGUGGAUUUUCGCAUCCCAGGAAAAAUUGAUGACCCAUUCAAACGGCGUCGGCGAAAGCGCCGCCAUGGCCCUCGCAGCCAUGGUCACAGUGUGUCAGCUACCGGGGCCCCUGAGGGGAAAGAAGAGCAGCAUCAGAGUCAGACAGAGUCAGGAUCUUACACUUCUUCCUCCUCCUCUAACGAAUCAGGGUCUGGAUCAGAAACAGACUCUCAGGCCACUCAGACGGAGCGAGUGCCUGAAGAAAAAACUGCAGAGCCUCCAAAGGAGGAGACUCUUCCAGAUCCCCACCUGUCUCAGCCUCUGGACUACUUUGGGGAGAACCUUGCGUUCAUUGAUGAGUCUUCAGAUACCCAGAGUGGUAAACUACAUUUGGAUCCUCUGCUUGAUACAACGCAAUCCAACUCUGUACGCUCUCGUCAGCCCAAGAGGAGACGCCACAGGAGACCUGUUCCACAGAGAAGCCCCAAAAUCAGCCACUCCAACCUUGACAGGACGGAGCCCAAUGGAAACCCAAAACCAGUUUCAGGUCUACCACUGAAGCCUUAAGAUCGAACCUGACUGCUAGCACAUGAAUCGACUUGAGAGAUAUGAAAUGCGUUCAUUAUCUGACAGAGGAGUUCUCAGUGUAGCAAUUUAUUUGUGUAUAUGUACUGCUUACUUACAGACACUUAAGAUGAAAACAUGUUGCAGAAGCCUUAGCCACUUGUGGUUUGCAUUUAAUGCUCUUAGCAUGCGAGUGUGUAUGCCUCAAUCAAAGAUGAUGAAGUGAUUUUUAUGCCAAUGUUCCCAUUACUUUUCUGAGGAGUUACUGCUCUCUACUGGACCAAGACAGAAAUGCACUACCACUCUCUCAACAUGAGGGCUCCCGCCUUUUACUAAUCCAAAUAGUGCAAGAAAGAGCAACAAAAAACCAUGUGGUCAGAAACUUGCCACAGCAGCAUGGUACUCAUGUUGAAGAGGGGUUGCUUUGGUCUGAGACAGUUACUCUUGAAUCCUGCCAACAAUUUAAACGGGUACCAAACUGGCUCUUGUACAUUUUUGGUAUGUAACAAAACCUUUUUUUAAAUACUGUGUACAACCAUAAUAUUUGCAUUUUGAUGGCCAGAUGCAUUAAUCCUACUGUACUGCAUUAAUAAAGAAUUUUUUUAAAUGAA